AUGCCUGAAUCAAUUGGUGUUGUUGGUGCAGGAUUAGUUGGAUGUUUGACAGCAUUAGCAUUCAGUAAAAAAGGUUAUGAAGUUUCUUUAUUUGAUUUGAGAGCAGAUCCAAAAACAAUUAAUCAACACAAGAGAAAUUUAAGGUCAAUUAAUUUGGCAGUUAGUAAUAGAGGUAUACGAGCAUUAAAAUAUGUGGAUGAUGAAUUAACCAACGAGAUCCUAGAUAAAGUUAUACCUAUGAAAGGUAGAAUGAUACAUGAUAUAACUGGAACAAAGGAAGAGUCUCAAUUAUAUGGAUUAAAUGGAGAAUGUAUAAACUCAAUUGAUAGAUCAUUUUUAAACGAUUUAAUAUUAGAUAAAUUAAGAAAAUCAAAUGUCAAAUUAUUCUUUGAGUAUAAAUUAACAAAGCUAAGUAAUUUAGAGCAAUCACCCAAGAUGGAAUUUUCUACUAAACAAGGUACAAGAGAUUUUAAUUUUGAUUAUGUGAUUGGAGCUGAUGGUGCACAUUCACAAUUUAGAACUCAAAUGCAAAGACAUAUGAGAAUGAAUUUCACUCAAGAAUAUAUAGAUAUGCAGUAUAUUGAAUUAUAUAUACCACCAUCACCCACUACAAAAUUCUCAAUAGAUCCAAAUCAUUUACAUAUAUGGCCAAGACAUGAUUUUAUGUUAAUUGCAUUAGCUAAUGAAGAUGGUUCUUUUACUUCAACUUUUUUCAGUCCAUGGUCAGUAAUAGAUUCUAUUCAAAGUAGUGAUGAGUUUUUGAAUUUUUUCAAGACAAAUUUCCCAGAUGCUUACGAGUUGGUGGGUGAAAAGGCUUUAAUUGAAGCAUACAAAAAUAAUCCAAGAGGUUCAUUAAUGCAAGUAAGUGCUUAUCCUUAUAAUAUUCCAAGUGGUAAAGCCAUAAUAAUUGGAGAUGCUGCUCAUUCAAUGGUUCCAUUUUACGGUCAAGGAAUGAAUUGUGGAUUUGAAGAUGUAAGAAUAUUAAUGGAACUAAUUGAUUCGAAUAAUGGAGAUAUAUCUAAUGCAUUUGUAGAAUAUUCACCAAAGAGACAAAUAGACUUGAAAGCUAUUUGUAAAUUGGCUAUGGAUAAUUAUUUUGAAAUGUCUUCAAAAGUUACAAAUAUUUGGUACCUCACUAAAAAGAAAUUGGACUAUACUUUGGGUAGUUGGUUUCGAAAUAGAUGGUUACCAUUAGAAAACAAUCAAGAAUUUUACAAAAUCUACAAAUUGGAAUUUUCUCAUCCGUAG
Messenger RNA from Lodderomyces jiufengensis, 1248 nucleotides. It is a transcript of the gene BNA4, whose product is annotated as kynurenine 3-monooxygenase. Gene Ontology annotation, molecular function: NAD(P)H oxidase H2O2-forming activity; kynurenine 3-monooxygenase activity; FAD binding. The coding region runs from base 1 to 1248 and encodes 415 amino acids. Gene Ontology annotation, cellular component: mitochondrial outer membrane. NCBI's taxonomy places the organism in Eukaryota, Fungi, Ascomycota, Pichiomycetes, Serinales, Debaryomycetaceae. Gene Ontology annotation, biological process: NAD+ metabolic process. The record is from RefSeq and is a predicted model, not a curated record. The transcript has 2 exons.